AUGAACUUGACUAAAAGCUUCUCUGUCGCAGCAUCUCACUUAUCCCAACUGGCCUCUGAGCUCGCUACACUACCACUAUCACAUACCAUUCACCCCCCACUUCUUACCUUUGCUACAUCUAUCCUCCUCGCUGGCGAUAUGUCGCUUUCCACCGGAACAGGUCGUGCUUUUCUCCUGCGCUCUCUCGAAGCACCUUCGCUUGGUAUUCGCCUCUGUGGCAUUCUCUCAGAACUCGGGUGGGGAGGAUGGAAACUUGUUGGACUUCCUGCAGUCCUCAAAGCUACACCUGCGUUGCUGGAGCAUGAACCGAAGCUGACUAUACGUCUUUUUACUAGCUUGAAGAAGCAAGGGAAAAUAAGCGACGUAGAUGUGGUUUGGAGAAGGUGUAUAGAACAAUGGGUCGUCCGCAGAUUAGAAACAUGGGAGAGUGAAGAGUGGCGGGUGGAUGACUUGAGCGAUAUACUCGAGAUAUGCGGGUUUGUGGGCUGUUUGCCUCGACUCUUAGCUGGGAUUGCCAAUUCUUCGCUUGAUACGCCUAAACCCAAAGCAAACUAUGAGUCUACCUACGCAAAUGCAGCAUGGGUAGUUGGUUUAUGCAUGCGGACGAUAGCAUCGCACCAUCCUUCACAGUGGAUCGAUAUAGUGGAUCUCGGGGUGUGGACAAAAAAGCAAGAUGUUGUUAAACGUUGCCUACAGGGAGAAGAAGUAUCUCUAGAUGCCCAUGGAGUGCGUGAACGUGUUCUGCGCAUCGGGAGGGUCGAAAUUAUAGCACAACUCAAAGUUAACCUUCGACCCCUGUGGUCCCCUGCUACUGAGGCAUUGUCGUCACUCUCGCAGAGAUUUGGCGACCAGGUCUGGAGUUUAAUGUUUGACGAGCUUCAGGCUGUUUCGCGUAGUCAGUCUAGUGAUAGCAUGCCGGCUUGGAUGCUUGACAACCAGAACGGAGUCAAGGACAGCAUUGAUGACCCAUGGGAAGAGGAGCGGACUUGGCGAGAUCCCAGUGCUCACAAAGUACGAAGUACCACUUCUGGUUGGCUCCGCGAAGACCAUCAGCGUAAUGAAAUCAUCCGGGUGCAACUUCCGAAAGAUCGCAUUGAUACUUCGUCUUAUGAGUCCCAGCUGCUGUCCACUCUUGGCGAAUGUAGCGCACUGGCGGAAAAACAUAAUCGAGACCUCAUCCCUUUCUUUCUUUCCUUAACUGGUCCGGACGCGUCCUCCCGGCUACCUCGGUAUAAAUUGACAUCCUGGCUGACUUUAUUCAGCAAAUUCAGCAAUCCAAAGGCUCUACACUCCUCCGAUACUCUGUUUUCGCUAUACAUGUCUUUUCUCUCUCAUCCGGAACGCUCUCUACAGAAUCUUUCGCUAUCUUGUAUAUUGACUUACAAAUUACCCCAACUACUCGCGCAUGAGGAUCACCUUCGCGCCCUCCUCGAUGACACAAGAUGGAGGGAUGAACUCACGACACUUGAUAUAUCUGCAAUGGAGCCUCCAGAUAGGUCACAGCUGGUGGAUAUUAUCAUCAGGCUCCUGUUUGGCAUAAUGUUAGAGAGAAAGGGGCGCUCAAGGGGAGCCGACCGUCGGACUACAAUUUUGUCAGUUUUGGGAGGCUGUACCGAUGAAGAACUUUCACUAUUGGUGGAUCUCAUGCUAAAGCCUAUGCAAUCCGAAUGUCAAUCUCGCAGUGAAGGUGACUUUACACUUCGUGAUAUAUCGCCCGACAUAUCGCAGAAGCAGCAGAUCGGCUUUCUUACACUUUUGGGCGAUGUUCUGAAGAACCUUGGGCCCCACGUUAUCUCUUAUUGGCCUGCUCUGUUAGGUACCACCAUAGAUAUUAUAUCCCACGCUCAAGAACGAAUUGCCUCAAUUAAGCGCGAAGACCCUACUAAGGUGGAUAAGGAUGAAGAGCAAGAGCAGGAUGAAGAAGAUAUGGAAGAAAUUGAGGAUAUUGGGGGGCUUAAAUCUCCCCGCUUGAUUCGCCAACUGGGAUUGAAACGACUGUCAGACUUCUUCCGCAGCCCAGUCACGUUCGAUUUCACAAAAUACCUUACAGCGUCAUUCUCUUCGUUCAUAUCUCCACGACUGCCUUUGCUGGAUAAAGAAAAUACUCAAGCGCCGUCGGGGCUUCUGGAAUUGUUCUACGCUUGGGCGUCACGACCGGAAUAUGUACAAUAUUUGGUUCAAUACGAUCCUACCGUUUUGCCUAAGGUAUACGACUGUUUGGUGGCUACCAAUGUCAAACCCGUUGUCAUUACGCGCAUACUUGACAUCGUCGAUCAAAUUCUUCUGUUUUCUGGUGACAAUAAAGAACUAUCAGGAAUGAUCGUCAAACCCCACAUAUCGCUAUUGCUCACGAACAUGGCGGUUCUAGUUGAACGGACCAAAAACGAUGCCUCGAUCUCCAGCCCGCUCUCCCACCGCCAAAUUGGUAUCCUUUCAGAAAUUGCUCAUUAUAUUUCCGACGCAGGGCAGUCAUCUAGGCUACUGGAGUUGCUCACACCUCUUCUGCGUAAACCGUCCAAGGUGGUCCCUGAGAAGACCAAGGUUAACCUGUUGAAGAUACUGGGGGAAACCUUUCCUCUUAUUCCAGAUCUCUCAAACCGCAGUUCUCCGAUAUACAUCAAGGUGUAUGAAUUACUCUCCCAACUUUUUCAAAGCUUGCGAUACAGUCAAUCUCGUGCGGCUCUCGUUGCGACUUUCCAGCGCUUAUCGACUGUAGACGUCAGCCUUGCAUCACUGGCUUCUCUUCUCGCCUCCUUGAAUGCGUUUUCUGUAAAGAGGCUUGAUGAACCUGACUUCGAAUGUCGCUUAGAAGCGUUUUCAAAGUUGAACGAACAGAUAUACGCGUCGUUGUCACCACACGACUGGCUACCUAUCAUUUACAAUAUGCUCAGUUUCAUUCAAGAUCCUGAGGAGUUGGCUGUUCGCAAUAAUGCAUCCUUCACUCUACGACAUUUUGUGGACUUAGCUUCAGAUGAUACCUUAACGGAAUACGGAUCCAUUUUCAUGCGGAUCCUCUUUCCUGGAUUAAAGAAUGGAUUGCGAUCUAAGCACGAGCUGGUCCGCAGUGAAGUGCUCUCCGUGGUGGCAUAUGCUACUUCUAAAUGCGAGAGUAUCGACUCAUUGCAAGAGAUGCGGCCGUUGCUUGCUGGGGGGGAUGAAGAAGCUAGUUUCUUCACGAAUAUCCAUCAUAUUCAAAUCCACAGGCGUAUCCGAGCUCUUCGGCGACUGGCGGAUCAAUGUGACGAGGGUUAUUUGCGUAGUAAAACCCUGGCAGAUAUUUUUGUGCCGCUCGUCGAACAUUACAUCUUAUCCACAGCCUCCCUUGACCAUCAUCUCGUUAACGAGGUAAUCAAUACGACCGGUCGAAUGGCGAAGCAUUUGUCAUGGAGUGUAUAUUAUGCAUUAGUUCAAAAGUAUCUUCGAGCAUCCAAAGACAAGACUGAUGCCGUUCGCGUCCAUGUACGAACGCUAGUGGCUAUCCUGGAGAGUUUCCAUUUUCCGAUGGACGAAGUUCUGCCUGAAUCAACACCAGGCGCUGAAGAUGACAAUGAAUUGAAUGAAGAUGUUAAUACGGUCGAGCAGCGUUUUCCACCAACUAAGGUCAACUUCAAAAAGAUUGAGGAUGCUGUCAAUCUACGCCUUUUACCGGGCCUUCUGCAAUAUCUGGAGAAGCGUGACGAAACGGAAGAUACUUUGCGGAUUCCCAUAUCAAUUGGCAUAGUUAACGUCGCCAAACAUUUGCCCCAAACAUCUCGAGAACCGCAAAUAUGCAAACUCUUGACAGUCCUCAGUCAGGUUCUAAGGAGCAGAAGUCAAGAAACUAGAGAUCUCACUCGAGACACUCUAUGCCGUAUCAUAGUACUUUUAGGACCCACGUAUCUGCCUCUUCUCCUGCGCGAAAUGCGAGGAGCACUCUUGCGAGGCCCACAAUUGCAUGUUUUAGCGUAUGUAACACACGCUCUCCUCACUCACAUCACAAAUGCCGAGCAUAUCACAAGGUUCAGUAAUCUCGACGAAUGCGUAGAUGAUGUUGCACAUAUAUCGGCAGAAGUGGUAUUCGGCGAGUCUGGAAAAGAUGUGCAGUCCGACGACUUCAAAACCAAAAUGCGCGAAGUGAGGUCUUCGUCAUCGAAGGGACUGGAUUCAUUCUCUCUUAUGGCUAAAUACAUCACACCGCUGCGUAUAAGCGCGCUUCUACUUCCUGUCCGCUCGAUUAUGCAAGAGACGGAGUCUUUCAAAUUAAUGCUGCAAGUUGAGGAGGUUCUUCGGCGGAUCGCUAGCGGACUCAAUGCCAACAAUCAUUUCACGCCCCCAGAACUUCUAGUACUCUGUCACACGCUAAUUAGCCAGAACGCUCGAUUCCUCCAGGAGGCUGCUCCCCCUAACAAGUCUAAGGCGAAGGCCAAGAAAGAUGAUGCCAUAGUGCAGAUGAAGCGACAAUCAACAGUCGAGGUUAAUCAUUAUGUAAACAACUCCUUCCGUUUCGUUACCUUCGGAAUCGACCUGUUCAAUACUGCCUUCCGUCGCAAUCGUUUUGAUUUCCACGAUGCUGUUAUAAUAGCUCGAUUGGAACCGAUGGUUAAAGUCAUCGGCAACACAUUGUACUCAAGUAAUCACGCAGUGAUAACCUCCGGGAUCAAAGCAACAGCCGCCAUCGUCAAGUGCCCCUUGAAUUCUAUUGAUAAAUCGGCACCUGUCUUCGUUCGCCAGAUCCUCGAUAUAAUCAGACAGACUGGCAGUACCGAAUCAGACGUUGUUCAGACUGCUCUGAAGUCCCUGGCAACCAUCUUGCGUGAUUGUUCAGCGGCACAAGUUAAAGAAAAAGACCUGGUUUUCCUUUUGCAACUCUUGUCUCCCGACUUAGAAGAUCCCACCCGACAAACUGCUGUGUUUGCAAUGCUCCGAGCAAUCGUGGCCCGUAAAUUCGUCGUACCUGAGAUCUAUGAUCUCAUGGAUAAAGUCGCCGAGAUCAUGGUGACGAAUCAGUCUUUCCAGGUCCAAGAACUGUGUCGCGGUGUUCUCCUUCAAUUCUUGCUGGACUAUCCACAAGGAAAAGGUCGACUACGAAAUCAAAUGGUUUUCCUUGCAAAGAACCUCUCGUAUGUGUAUGAGAGUGGGCGCAAGUCUGUGAUGGAAAUUCUCAGUGCAAUCGUUGCGAAGUUUGAAACUGGACUCGUAAGGGAGUAUGCAGAUUUGCUGUUCGUUGCUCUUGUUAUGGUGAUCGCCAACGAUGACUCUGCGAAAUGUCGGGAGAUGGCCGCUGAGCUGAUAAAAAGUCUCUUUUCGCGACUUGACGAUGAACAUCACAAAGUCGUUAUGAAUCAUUUGGACACAUGGGCCACGCAAGGCGCUCAGCCCCAGCUGACCAGAGUCUCCAUACAGGUCUAUGGACUUGUCAUCGACGUUUCACAACAAGCCACACUACCAUACAUUCCCACUCUUCUCCAAAACGUCAAUGCAGCGCUAAAGAGCAGCAGUCACCAGAUCGAGUCUUCCUAUGAAAAUGCUGACGAAAUGGACGUCGACAUUGAGUGGCAAGUUUCAUAUCAGGCAUUGGUUGUACUAACGAAAGUACUACGUGUUUUCCCCGAUUUCACUCCGGACUUGGACAAAGUCACUUGGCCUCAAGUCGUGUUGCAUCUCCUAUUUCCACAUACAUGGGUCCGUACUGCUGCAUGCCGCCUUCUUGGCAUGCUCUUUUCUGCGACACCAAUCACACAGCCCAGGACAGAUGUAGGAGAUGAUCAUCCGCAGUCGGUAACGGGGAUGCGGGACAUUGCAGGGAAAUUGUGUACUCAGCUUAAAAGCGAACAUUUGGACGCACCGCUAAGUCUUCAGGUCGUCAAGAACUUGUUUUACAUUGGGAAAUGUUUCUCUUCCAUUCCGGUUCCUUCACCGGAUGCACAAAAGGACGAUGACCAAGAAGUUGACGAGGAUGACGAGGAUAGUGAACCAGGCGAGGAGGAAGUUGAGAAUACGAAGGAACAGAACCCACUUCCCUGGCUAUUUUCCAAGCUAUCUUAUCAAGCACGUUCUGCCCAUAUAGCUCGAAGAAACAGGUCAUUCAGCAAGGAUUACUGGGUCCACCAGCCUUCGUCAGUAUUUCGUUGGUUUGCCGCUAUGGCGUCGUACUUGGAUGCUGCGCGACUGGAAACUUUCCUCCCCCAUACCUUGACACCGCUCUAUCGAAUCUUAGAGGAUGAUACAAUCCGCGAUCCACACAUGGAUGAAUUAAAAACCCUUGCAACCGAAUUGCAGGAUCUAAUCCAGAACAAAGUGGGGACAACUAAGUUCGCACUUGCGUAUAAUCGUAUACGACAGGGAGUGCUUACUGUGCGCCGUGAGCGCAGAACAGCACGAGUCACACAGGCCGUGGUGAACCCAGAGGCUGCUGCCAAACGAAAAAUGCAGCGGAACGUAGUGAAGAAGGAUAGUCGAAAGAGAAAAAAUAGGGCGUACGCGUAA
Molecule: messenger RNA, 6465 nt
Organism: Serpula lacrymans var. lacrymans S7.9
Lineage: Eukaryota; Fungi; Basidiomycota; Agaricomycetes; Boletales; Serpulaceae
Exons: 8
Coding region: 1-6465 (2154 amino acids)
Cellular component (GO): nucleolus; small-subunit processome; 90S preribosome
Source: RefSeq, a predicted model, not a curated record